UGGUCUUUGCUAAAACCUAAAAAUAACUUGUCUAAUGGCUAAAUGGGAAGGUAAGGCCUAUGCAAAGCUAGUAGGCUGCGCAGCUGAGCAAGUGUGGCCUCUCUUACAAGAUUUUUUCGGGUUAGACAAAUGGUUCCCGACUCUCACCACUUGCCUUCCCGUCAAAGGUGUGUCGGGAAAGCCGGGGUGCAUUCGUUUCUGCUCUGGCUUCAAAACUCCGGUCGACGGUAGCAAUAAAGAAGCUAUGAACUGGACUAAGCAAAAACUGCUGUCCAUUGAUCCGAAUGAGAUGGUGUUUAGCUAUUCCAUUGAAGAAGGAAAUGUUGGUUUCGAUUCGUAUGUGUCGACGGUGAAAGUGUUGCCCGAGGAACAAGGGUGUGCCAUUGAGUGGAAGUACGAAGUCAAGCCUGUCGAAGGAUGGAGACUUGAGGAUUUGGAUUUCUUCAUCAGUUCUGGUUUACAAGUUAUGGCUCGGAGGAUGGAAGCAGCUCUUCAACUUUUUCAAGCUUCAAUGGAUCAAUAAGAUCAUUUCUUAUUACUUGAAGAAAUGUAAUGGAGAAAUCAAUAAUUAGUCAAUCAUCUUGAUUGUAACAAACUAUAUUCAAUAUGAAGUACUUGUAGCCAAGUUAUUUAGGAUAAUUAUAUAUUAUUCCAUAUACUUGUGUAUGUACUUGAGUUAGAUAAGUACAAACAUAAGCACUUG
This is a messenger RNA of Hibiscus syriacus, 703 nucleotides long. Its product is annotated as lachrymatory-factor synthase-like. The record is from RefSeq and is a predicted model, not a curated record. The transcript has a single exon. The coding region runs from base 35 to 523 and encodes 162 amino acids. Lineage: Eukaryota; Viridiplantae; Streptophyta; Magnoliopsida; Malvales; Malvaceae.